Xenopus tropicalis (tropical clawed frog) is the source of this 2042-nucleotide messenger RNA. RefSeq names its product alpha-(1,3)-fucosyltransferase 6. Lineage: Eukaryota; Metazoa; Chordata; Amphibia; Anura; Pipidae. Gene Ontology annotation, molecular function: glycosyltransferase activity; 4-galactosyl-N-acetylglucosaminide 3-alpha-L-fucosyltransferase activity; fucosyltransferase activity. The transcript is spliced from 2 exons. Bases 70 to 1110 code for a protein of 346 amino acids. The record is from RefSeq and is a predicted model, not a curated record. Gene Ontology annotation, cellular component: Golgi cisterna membrane; membrane; Golgi apparatus. Gene Ontology annotation, biological process: glycoprotein biosynthetic process.
UCACCUCAGCUGGCAGAUGCUUUCCCCAGUGAGACUCGGACAUCACACUACAGCAAUGAGACAGUGAACAUGCAGCCAACAGCACACUAUCGCCACUAUGCUACAUUCUUCUUCUUACAGGCCAUAUUUGUCAUUGCUGCCUUUUCCUACUACAAAACUCCUAAGUCAUACUGCCCCUAUGUACCCGAUACAGAUUAUGAGCUACCUGCACCAGCUGUUAGAAAAAAAUCUUCAGUGGUUAUUUUGCUGUGGACUUGGCCAUUUGACUCCCGUUUUCCCUUAAACAGAUGCCCAGAACCAGGAUGCUGGUACACGGAUGACCGGAAUAUGUAUUCCUCAGCAAACGCUGUUAUUUUCCAUCACAGAGAUGUGUAUAAGUCCAAAAGUCAGUUGCCCCAGAUGCCCAGACCUCCAGGACAGUAUUGGGUGUGGUUCAACUUAGAAUCGCCAAUCAACACUCCAAACCUGGACAUGAUGAACGAUCUGAUGAAUCUCACUAUGUCCUACCGAGCUGACUCUGACAUCUUUACCCCUUAUGGAUCUAUUACGCGACACAAUAGCAACAAAACUUUUACUAUUCCAGAAAAGUCGAAGCUUGUGGCUUGGGCAGUGAGUAACUGGAAUCCUAAUUCAAUGCGGGUCCAGGUUUAUGAACAGCUGAAGCAAUACAUACAUAUUGACGUGUAUGGGAGAAAGCAUAGUAUUCUAUCAAAUGCAAAGCUAUUUGAAAAAAUAUCUCAGUACAAGUUCUAUUUAGCCUUUGAGAAUUCAGUCCACAGGGACUAUAUUACAGAAAAGUUCUGGAGAAACGCACUGUUCUCUGGGUCUGUGCCAAUUGUUCUUGGGCCACCUCGGGAAAACUACGAAAGAUUUAUUCCACGCGACGCCUUUAUCCACGUAGAUGAUUUUUCCAAUACAAAGCAGUUAGCUGACUACCUUCUGCAGCUGGACAAAGACGAUAAGAAAUACCAACAAUAUUUCAAAUGGAGGUCAAGAUAUAAGUCGAAACACUUUACUGGGUGGGCUGAUUAUUACUGUGCAGCAUGUAAAGUAUUAAAAGAUGCCCCAGAAUUUAGAACUGUAACAAGCCUGGAGAAAUGGUUUACAUGAAAAUGCUAGGUCGCCUAGUGUCAAGGCCUUGUUUACCUAUGGGUUCUUACCACUACCUUAUUUGCCUUGUCGACUAUUUGAAGGCCUACCAUAGUGUCAAUAUAUCCCAGUGCAUAUACAAGUUAUUUGAACUGAGAGAUAACCGUCCCAAAUGUAUGACACUGGAAUCCUUAAUGAAGCACCAGUUCUGUAUCUAAUGAAUGCCAAUUUUACUUUCCGCUUGAAUAAGGUGGUCUUGUCUGAGGGCUUACCCAUAAUCCCAAGGCAGGAGUCACCUACAUAGAACACUAAACUUUAUUUAGUUUGCCCUAGGUACAAAAGACUUUUGAUUAUGUAGUAAAAGGUAAACACCAACUACCAUGUUCAUGCUUAUGCCACAUUUUAGCAAUGGCAAGUGAAAUGAUUAUUGUUAAUUGAGUUUUUUUCUCACAAGUUCAAUAUUUUACCAUUUCUGGAAACCCCCGUGGAGCGUGGAGUGGUUGUGACUGGGGGAAGCUUGCUUGCGGGUAGGUGGCAGGGCUCAACAGGAUUGGUGCCAACCAGGAUUUUACAGACAGUAGGCCAGUCCAACCCUACUCCCACUGUGCGCGGGGCAUGGUGUAGGUGAUCAACUAGAUCUCCCUCCCGUCCCAAACCAUUGUCACUGAGUGGGGGAAAUAAAUCCCAAAUUUAGAGACACCUACAAACUCUGAUCUCUAGACCACUGCAAGAUAUAAAGGGCAUUACUCGGUGGUGUGAAGCAACUGUAAUUCAGAUUUUUACAUUAGAUCUUUACAUUUUUUACCUUUUGGGAUCCUACAGCAUAAUAAGAUGAUGCAGCUGAUCCUUAUUUCAAUUUCCAAAAAAUUACCCCAUGACCAAAAAAUGUAAUUCAUUAACCCCAUUGUGACUGUUCAGAAAAGUUUUCUAAUAAAAUUAUUUAAUGACUCGUC